Messenger RNA from Oncorhynchus mykiss (rainbow trout), 4030 nucleotides. The record is from RefSeq and is a predicted model, not a curated record. Lineage: Eukaryota; Metazoa; Chordata; Actinopteri; Salmoniformes; Salmonidae.
UUUUUCUGGUAUAGAUUAUUUCCUGCUUGAUACACAAUUCGUAUGAUACUUGAGGAACAUCAUUACAGCUGACUAUGACCUGUACAGCGAAGUCUGCCCCGAAGACAGGCCGCUUAUUACACAGGUCAGGUUGCUGUGAUGGCGGUGAAGCUGCAAGGCUUUGAGUUCUGGAAGACUACGCUGAGGGGGGCGCGUUACGUCGUUGCACCCAUGGUGGACCAGAGCGAACUGGCCUGGCGUCUACUGAGCCGUCGCCAUGGCGCCGAGCUGUGCUACACGCCCAUGCUGCACGCGCAGGUGUUUGUACGCGACGCCAACUACAGGAAAGACAACCUGUACAGCGAAGUCUGCCCUGAAGACAGGCCGCUUAUUACACAGUUCUGUGCCAACGACCCAGAGGUGUUUGUCCAGGCAUGUCUACUGGCUCAGGAUUACUGUGACGCUAUCGACCUCAACCUGGGAUGCCCACAGAUGAUCGCCAAAAGAGGGCACUACGGAGUCUUCCUACAGGAUGAGUGGGAGCUGCUGGAGAAGAUGGUGAAGCUAGCCAAUGAGAAGAUCUCUGUUCCCAUCACCUGUAAGAUCCGUGUGUUUAACAAGAUGGAGGAGACCGUUCAGUACGCUCAGAUGCUGGAGAAGGCUGGCUGCCAGCUGCUGACCGUUCACGGCCGGACCAAGGACCAGAAAGGACCCGCGACAGGCAUCGCUAGCUGGGAACACAUCAAGGCUGUACGGAACGCUGUUAACAUCCCUGUGUUCGCUAACGGUAACAUCCAACACCUGAGUGAUGUGGAGCAGUGUAUGGAGGAGACUGGAGUACAGGGGGUGAUGAGUGCAGAGGGGAACCUCCAUAACCCAGCUCUGUUUGAGGGUCACAGCCCUCCUGUAUGGGAGAUGGCUGAGGAGUAUCUAGAGGUGGUCAGUCAGUACCCUCCCUGUACCCUGUCCUAUGUCAGAGCACACCUCUUCAAGCUCUGGCACCACACGCUGCAGAUCCACAAGGACCUGAGAGAGGAGCUGGCCAAGGUGAAGAACCUGCAGGGGCUGACAGAGGUCAGCAGACAACUCAGACUACGCUGCCAGGAGGAGAUAACCAAUGGAGGAGAGGAGGCGGGGCAGGUGGUUGGGCUGCCAUUCCCUCAUUGGAUCUGCCAGCCGUACGUCAGACCAGUGCCGAAGGCUCCGGUUGCUAACAGCAACGGUACGGAGGUGAAGGCAGUGUGUCACAAGAGGGCGUUGUCACAGGAGGACUCGGACGGGGCGAGCGAUGCCCUCUCCAAAAACAAACAGAAGAAGAAAGCCAGAAACCCCCACAAGAACUUCUGUCCCGAGCAGAAACCAAAGUACAUCAAGUGUGAGCAGUGUGGAAAUCCAAAGGGUAAUCAUUGUGUAUUCAACCUGUGUCGAGGCUGCUGUAAAAAGAAGGCCCACAAGGAGGUGGCAGACUGCCCAAGUCACGGGCUGAGGUUCAAGACCAAGGCAGAGAAACAGAAGUCAGAGCGGCAAGAGGAGGAGGAGGAGGGAAAGAGCAGAGGAUUACAGGAGGAAGAGGAUGAAGGAUUGUUGAACGGGACCCCCAGCCCCCCAACAGACCCCCCACAGAGGACAGACUGUGGCCUGAGACAUGGACUAACAGGGACAUAGACAUCCAUUCAUAAGUAGAGCAGUACACACACACACACACACACACACACACAGACACACACACACACACCAGGAUGUGAGAAACUUUAUCCAUCAACAGUAUACAGAGACACAAGAACGUAUUGUAAGGAACACACAUGUGCAUCCAUACUGUCUCAUACAUACUCACCACUGUCCUCCAUUGCUGCUGUGCUGAACUGGCUUUGAUGGGGUUUCACCACUACACCCUCCUCCUACCUGACUGACUGGGGGGAGUCUUCCUGGACUGAUGUAAUGGAUAGACUCCUCCUACCUGACUGAUGUGAUGGAUAGACUCCUCCUACCUGACUGAUGUAAUGGAUAGACUCCUCCUACCUGACUGAUGUAAUGGAUAGACUCCUCCUACCUGACUGAUGUAAUGGAUAGACUCCUCCUACCUGACUGAUGUAAUGGAUAGACUCCUCCUACCUGACUGAUGUAAUGGAUAGACUCCUCCUACCUGACUGACUGGGGGAGUCUUCCUGGACUGAUGUAAUGGAUAGACUCCUCCUACCUGACUGACUGGGGGGAGUCUUCCUGGACUGAUGUAAUGGAUAGACUCCUCCUACCUGACUGAUGUAAUGGAUAGACUCCUCCUACCUGACUGACUGGGGGGAGUCUUCCUGGACUGAUGUAAUGGAUAGACUCCUCCUACCUGACUGGGGGGGAGUCUUCCUGGACUGAUGUAAUGGAUAGACUCCUCCUACCUGACUGGGGGGGAGUCUUCCUGGACUAAUUUCUCUCUUGGACUUUAGCAUAACAAGUCAAGCUUUGAAGUCAACGGGAGAUUCACCCCAAAAAGUCCAGUUCCAAGUGGGUCUUCCUCGUUGGUCUGUAGCCGUUUCUGGAAGGAGGAAGAGCUCAUGGAGUCGUAACAGUACAGGAAGGAGGAAGAGCUCAUGGAGUCGUAACAGUACAGGAAGGAGGAAGAGCUCAUGGAGUCGUAACAGUACAGGAAGGAGGAAGAGCUCAUGGAGUCGUAACAGUACAGGAAGGAGGAAGAGCUCAUGGAGUCGUAACAGUACAGGAAGGAGGAAGAGCUCAUGGAGUCGUAACAGUACAGGAAGGAGGAAGAGCUCAUGGAGUCGUAACAGUACUAUCCCAGUACUGCUCAAUCUCUACAUGUAUUUGUCCUUUUGGUUGUGGUCAAUAAUGGGACUAUUUCCUGGUGAUCUUUGUCAUGUUUUUUCUCCCCCUCUGAACUAGAAGGAUAUUUUAUCACCUGACUGUUAGAAUGGUGACUGUCUGUCCAACAGGAGUCAGUCUGUUUUUAUAUCAUUUUUCAUCAAGCUCCUCGUCUUAAUGUGUGCCUGUGUGAUGAUGUGUAGGGCUUGGAGUUUGUUUUUUUUCUAGGCCUUUCUCCAGAAAGUAUUUUAGGGUAGGGAUGCUGAUCUGAGAUCUGUUCAAUACAAUCAUAUUCAUUAUUCAUCAUUGUUGGGGCGGCAGGUAGCCUAGUGGUUAGAGCGUUGGGCCAGUAACCGAAAGGUUGCUAGAUCGAAUCCCUGAGCUGACAAGGUAAAAAUCUGUCGUUCUGCCCCUUGACAAGGCAGUUAAGCCACUGUUCCUAGGCCGUCAUUGUAAAUAAGAAUUUGUUCUUAACUGACUUGCAUAGUAAAAUAAAGGUUAAAUAAAUAAAUUUGACCCAUACAAACACAGAAUAUCAUUCACUACAUGGAACAAUGGAUAGUCCCCCAACAAACAACCAAAAGACAGUUUGUUCUGAAGUGUCUGACCUAUAAGAAAAUGAUCUGAGAUCUGUCCAUAUAGGUCUUAAUCAUUAUGAUCUGAAAGGCUAAACUGAUCCUAGAUCAGCACUCCUACUCUGAGACGCUUGGUGGAUACGGGCCCUGGUCUGGCCAUGAGGUAAAACUCCUGGUCAUUCUGAUGGUGCAUUCAUGACAAGUCGGAAACGUUAAACUUCGAGUUAUUUGCAUAGAGCUUCCUAUUGGUUAAUUCUGAUACUUUCCAAGUGGGGAACCCUGGGACCUCAUCUUUCUUCAAGUUUCCAAGUCGUCUAUGAACACAGCAGUACUAGGAACCAAACGUAACAAAACGUUUUCCAUUGUGAAAUCGUUUUGCUACGGUUUGCACAAAUGAAUACACCCCAGGUGAGAACACUCCAUGCUAAAUCACACGUGGAAACUAUUUCACUUCAAAUAAUAUAUAAAUGAUUUACAGAGUCAUAUUUGAUUUCUCUUUGUGGUGGUUUCAUUUAUUUUAUGGGGGUUGGGGGGGGGGGGGGUUGCUUGCGUUGAGUUCAGUGCCUUCUGGUAGACAUAACACUUGGCCUAUCCAGUCAUAUAUGAACUUGAGGUUAAAUAAAUGGAAGUGAGAAAUGGUGCAUUUGAUAUUUCUCUCUUAACUAUGA